AUGAAACUUUGGCAUAAUAGAAUACUUCAUUUAACUAUUAAAAUCACUAUUGUGAUUGCUCUUCUCAUUGAUCCACGUACAACACUUUUAACACCAGAUUUUGAAAUAACUUGUCAAAAAUUUGAUAUUAAUAUAAUAACAACUGAUUUAGAUUCUUAUAUGACAAAUAUAUUAUCACCAUUAUUUGCAUUAUUUGAUAGACAAUGGUCUCAAGCAAAUCGUAUUGAUAAAAUGAAUCUUAAAUCAGCAGGAUAUAUACAACGUAUAAUUCAUACAAUGUGGUUCACACUUCGUACACUUAAACAAAAUGAUCAAAUAUUUAAAAUAUUUAAUCAAACAAUUUUAUGGAAAAAUAAUGAUCAACAAUAUUUACAAUCAUUACAACCACCAACACAAAAUUUAUUACCAAAGAAAAAAAAGAAAAAAACUCUCGUUAAAAUAGGUAGUAAAACAAAAUUAUCACCAAUUUUGAUAGAUCCACCAAUUGAUUCUACACCAGAACAAAUUCUUGAAUAUAUUCUUAAUCGACAAAUAUCAAUAUCACGUGCAAGUAAAUAUUUAGGUGGAAUUAAAUUAGAUUAUUUAAAAUAUUGUUUAUCAUAUAAAAUGAAUUCAUCACUUAUGACUGGUUCAUGUCUUAUACAAUUAAAUAAAUUUAUGCAAUCAAAAUCAACUAUUGAUUGGUUACGUCAUUUACGUUCAUUAUAUUUUUGGUCGUGUGCUAAACAAUUAUUUUUAAGAGAAAUUUAUCAAUUAACUGGUAUAGUAACACGUAAACGUUCAAUGAAUAUAUGUGGAAAUAAUAAUAUGGGUUCAAUAAGAAGUUGUGAUCAACAAUCACCUGUAAUUUUUUGGACAGCUUUUGAAGAUAUUCAUCUAAUUCAAUUAGAUAAUGAAUCAAUUAUUGAUGAUAAACAAUGGCAUGAAGAUUUUCAACAAUAUUUAAUUGAUAAUGAAAUUAAUCAUGAAAAAGCUCAAUUAUGGACUAUUGAUACAUUUGAAUUUCCAUUAACAAAAAAUUCGACUAUACUUCAAUUACCUGAAUGGAAUGAAUUACGUCCAAUGAAUUUAACACCAAAAGUAACUGUAAUAUAUGCAUUUUCUAAUGAUGGUCAAUCAACUGAACCAUAUUUUAUUUUUCCUAAUACACUUCGAGAUAAUACAAUAAAUAAUGAACAAAAUUCAUAUAAUGAUUUAGGUCAUUUAACACCACAAAUAUUUCUUUCUUGGAUUGAAAAAUAUCUUAUACAAAAAGAUCAUUUACCAAUUGUUCUUAUAUUUUGUUCUCGUUUACCUAUAUUAUCACCAAUAGUUUUAUCUUCACUUGAACAAUAUAAAAUCUAUCCAUUUGGAUAUCCAUUUACACGUACAUUACCAUUUCGUUAUUUAUUUGAACGUCGUGUACGUAAUAAUCGUUCAACAAAUUUAAUGAGUGAAUUAUGGAAAAAAAAAUUAUUAGAUGAACAACGUACACAUGUAUUAAAAGGUUUAAAUUGUACAGUUAAAAAUAUAAAAUAUUAUUUUGAACAAAUAUGGCCAUUAUUAAUUACUGAAAAACGUGAUGAUGAUGAUGAAAAUAAAACAUUUAAAGAUAAAUGUCAACAAGCAUUUCAACAAGCAAAUAUACAAUUAAUAAUAAAUAAAAAAGAAAAUUUUUAUGAAAAAAAACUUCAAAUAAUAUCACCAAAUAAAAAUCAAAAGAAAAUUAUAAAUACAAAUGAAAUUGUUGAUCAACUUAAUCAUUUAUUAAAUGUUAUUAUUCAAGUUAAAGAACAAAUUAAUUCAACACAAAUUCUUAAAAUUAAAAAUAAUGAUUCAUUAAUUUCAUCAUCGAAUGAGGCUUUAGAGAAUAUUAAUCUUAGUCAUUUAUCAUCAACAUUACCUGAACAAAUUCAAACAAUAAAUACAAUCGAAAUAAAUAAUAGUUCAAUUUUAACAUCAAUUAAUGAUAAACGACCAAGUGAUGAAAAUGAUGAACCACAUACAAUAAAACGUUUUCGUUCAUCAUUUUCACAAUCGACUUAUCCAACAACAACAACAACAAAUAUUAUUCAAUGGAUUCCACCAUCAAAACAAUUAGUGACACAUAUACAAUCUCAAUCAUCAUCAUUAUUUCAAUUUAUUCUAUCACUUGUACAUAUAAUAUUAAAUUCAACUGAAAAUCAUCUUACAGAUGAACAUUGUUGUUGGUUACAUAAAACAAUUAAUAAUUAUGAUCAUAAUUAUAAUAUUGAUAAACUAAAUCUUCUCAUUGAAACAGCAUGUAUAGUAGUAAAAACAGAUCUAGUCAGAUAA
Molecule: messenger RNA, 2295 nt
Organism: Rotaria sordida
Lineage: Eukaryota; Metazoa; Rotifera; Eurotatoria; Philodinida; Philodinidae
Source: the annotation of a GenBank genome assembly